AUGUUGUCGUAUGUAUACUCCUCCGAGGAGAGCGACUCCUCCGACGAGGAGGAGGAAGAGGAAUGGAACUCCUCUGACGAGCUGGACGGGGAAGGGUUCCAGGACUUGUCCACCCCCCUAUCUAAGGAGUAUGCCAUUGAGACUACGAAGGGGAAUGGAAACAUGACAAACGAGAUCUCCGAGGAUAAUGGAAGCCAUGAAGAAAGCCCAAGAUUGUCCGACAGCACCAAUAGCCGCAUAAAUACGUUUGACGUAAGCAGGGAGUGCACGCCGUCUCAAGAGAAUGGCCAUGAAGAUGAGGUGUUCCUCUACGCGAUUGAGAAUUCUGAGAUUGAGCACGUCGGUUGGCAAGGCAAUCCCAAUGGUCAAACGACGAUACGUCCCUCUGGCGCAUGCAAGCGCAAAUUGGAAGCAGAAGAAACUGUAGAGGAACAUGAAGACAGUGACGGCAACAACGAGAACCCGCGGACGACUAAGCGGGUAUGCAUUGCCCAAACGCCCCAACAGGAGGCCGACGGGGAUGAAGUUCGUCUUCUCGAGACGAUUAUACAAGAUCCUGUGGAGUUCUUGGCUGGCAGGAUCAACCACUGCGGCAACGGCUCUGUUCGCAACGAUGACAUGCCGAUCAUGAGCAGAAGUGAUCAGCAGAAUAGUGAGCAGCUAUAUUACCAGCUCGAGCUGAUCUGUGAGCUUUCUCGAAUGGGGCCAGCGAUUGCCAGCUCCGAUGCCCCCAUCUACGGUAGCAUCUGCCACGCCAUUUCGGGCAUGGCGAUGGCAGCUUUACAAGCAGCCGGCAGCGAGGGACUUCUGGACCGAUUCGAGUCGUGGCGCUCGGAGGCAAAGGAGGAGGUUGAGCUCCGUAGUCCUGAGAGGGCGAAUGAAGAGGUUGGCGUCUGGGAGGUUUCCGUUGGGAAACCUACCGGCGAGGACCUUGGGGACAUCUAUUCAAGGUCGGGUUAA
This is a messenger RNA of Colletotrichum gloeosporioides, 960 nucleotides long. RefSeq lists its product as uncharacterized. The record is from RefSeq and is a predicted model, not a curated record. The transcript has 2 exons. NCBI's taxonomy places the organism in Eukaryota, Fungi, Ascomycota, Sordariomycetes, Glomerellales, Glomerellaceae. Bases 1 to 960 code for a protein of 319 amino acids.